AUUGUCUACGUGCACACAGCGCCAGACAACUACAAAAAAAGACUGCUGAUCAGAGAAACAUGGGGCAACUCAAUCUAUCACAUUCACCCAAUCAAAGUUCUUUUCUUCAUUGGGCUACCAAAAUCACCAAACGAAAACGCCACUAUAAAUAUGCAGAGUGCAAUUGAUCUGGAGUCAGACACGUAUGGAGAUAUAAUCCAAGAGGAUUAUACCGACGAUUACCACAACUUGACUUACAAGGGCGUGGGGGCGAUGAAGUGGGUAUCCGAGCACUGCAGCCACGCGAGGUUCAUCAUCAAAAUUGAUGAUGACGUCAUGAUGAACAUCUUCCUACUCUUUCAUUAUCUCGAUAGUAGGAAUAUCACCUCUAGCACAAUCGUUUGUUUUGUCUGGGACUCAAUGCCCGUCAUGAGAGAAAGCAAAUGGAAAGUGGAAGUAGAAGAUUACCCAGAUGAUCUCUACCCGAGGUACUGUUCAGGGAGUGCCUUCAUCGUGACCUCUGACCUCGCACAGAAACUCUACAACACCUCACACUACGUGCCCUUUUUCUGGGUCGACGAUGUCUACCUAACUGGCUUCAUACCAAAAAAGUUGGCCAACGUAACGCACGUUUCAAUU
Molecule: messenger RNA, 618 nt
Organism: Helobdella robusta
Lineage: Eukaryota; Metazoa; Annelida; Clitellata; Rhynchobdellida; Glossiphoniidae
Exons: 2
Cellular component (GO): membrane
Molecular function (GO): hexosyltransferase activity
Source: RefSeq, a predicted model, not a curated record